AUGUCGCUCGCGGUGGACAAAGCCGUCGUGAAUCUCCUCGAUCGCCUGCGCGCGAAAGACCUCGCGGAGAUCCUCGUCGCGCUGCGCCAGAGCAAGCAGGGCAACAAGGCGGCGCUCAAAGCGCGCGUCGUCGGCGUCUGCGAGUCCGAGGUGCUGACCCGCGCGGCCGGCGGAAAGCACGCGAUCGAGCGCGUAGUCACGGACGUGUGGUACAGGUUCGAGGGCGCGAAGUUCUGCCUUUCCCCGGGCGCCGCGGGCGGCGGCGGCGUGAAGCGCACGCACGGCGAGUACGUGUCCGGGCUCGUGCGAGCGGCGCGCGCAUCGUCGCCGAAAUCUCUCGAGGAGCUCCGCAAGCAACGCGCCGCCGCCGCCGCGGUCGGCGCGCUCGUGGCCAGCGGCGGCGCAUCUUUUGCCGCGGACGCGGUCAGCAGCGGGAUAUGGGCGCGCGCGGUCGAGUCCGACCCGUUCUGGGCGCCGCACCCCGUGCCGAACGUCGCGUCGGCGCCGGGCGUGGUGAUGUCGCCGACGCGGCUCGGCGCGAAGGGCGUCGCGUCGCGGCCGUUCAUCCUCAGCAACGCGCAGGCGAUGCUCCUGCGCGGGAAGGACUCGCGGUCGUACCAGUUGCAGCUCCAGUGCGUCAUGAACGACGACGAGGUGCCGGCGCGGCAGCACUGGCCGUUUCUCGCGAACGUGCGCGUGAACGACACGCCGCUGCCGGUUAUGUUUCGGCAACCCGGGAGCGCGAUGGGAAAAGCCGGGAGGGAUCCGCCCGUGAGCGUGCCGUUGGGCGUCGCCGUGGAGGGGCGGAACGUCCUCAGCGUGUCGUGCGCGGAUUCGCGCAUGUUCACGGUGCUGAUGCGGAUCGUGAAGAGGCGAAGGGCGGAGGAGGUGAAGGCGCGUUCUAUACGCUGGUCCCCAUACGACCCCGUUCGCGUGGCGCUGGUGCCGGCGCCGGUUUCGUUUCCAAACGCGCGCGCGCAUCUGGAGCGGUCUCUGAGCGGCGGCGGAAGCGGCGGGGUGCCCGGCGCGGACGACAGCGACGACGACCUCGUGAUCGAGGACAACGCGGUCUUAUCCCUUCGCUGCCCGAUAUCGGGGUUGAUUUGCAAGACCCCGGCGCGGACGCGGCGGUGCAAAGGUUUGGCCGCGUUCGACUUGGACACGUACGUCUCGCUGAAUGAAAAAGUUCGCAAGUGGACGUGUCCGCACUGCGGCGAGAGCGGGAGACCCGCGGAGCUCGUCAUCGACGGCUUCCUCACGCGAGUCUUGGGCGUCCUGCGCGCGCGCGGCGGCGACUCCGCGAGCGUGAGCCGCGUCGAGGUCGAGCCCAGUGGGCGGUGGCGGCCGUGCCCGGACGACGAAGGCGGCGGCGGCGGCGGCGGCGGCGGCGGCGGCGGCGGGAAAAGAAACGCGAACGAGUCGGCUUGGGUCCCCGCGGAGGCGAUGAACGGCGUCGUCUUGGGCGUCGGCGGGAACGUCUUACACGUGCCCCCGGAGCUAUACGCCGGGAGUGAGUCGGCGACGAAAGGCGGCGGCGGGGCGAGAGCCGGCGUGACGACGAUCGACGCCGAGGACGACGACGCCGGCGACGAGACGGACGAGGAGGAGGAACGACGACGCGCGAUUCGCGAGGCGACCGCGCACGGGAACGACGCCGCGCGCGUCCCCGUCGCGGCCGCGGCGGAGAGCGCCGAAGACGUCAUCGUCAUCUCGGACAGCGACGACGACGACGACGAGGAGGAGGAGGAGGAGGAGGAGGAGGAGGAGGAGGAGACGGCGGCGGCGGAGGAAGGCGUUGAAACCGGCGUUGAAACCGGCGUUGAAACCGGCGUUGAAACCGGCGUUGAAACCGACGCGGCGAACCCGACGCGCGCGAUGGACGCGGCGACGGCGGCGGCGCAGCGCGCGGUGGAACACUCGACCGCCGCGCUCGCGGCGAUGCGAGCCGCCGCCGCCGCCGCGGUCGAGUCCUACAAGGCGUCGAGAGAAUCACUGUCGAGCGCGCCGGCGGCGACGGCGACACUGGAGAGCCCGGGGGCGUACGCCGCCGCGGCCGCAGAGUAUUACGACGGGCCGUCGCCGCGGCUGGAGGCGGCGCACCGCGCGAUUUCCACCGCGAACGAGCUCUUACGCGCGGGCGGCGACGCGACCGCGACCGCGACCGCGACCGAGACCGCGACAGCGACGCCCGUCCCCGUCGUCGGCGCGGCCGCGGCGCGGAGCGUCCCGAGCCCGGGCGCGGUCGCCGCGGGCCGAGCGCCCGCGCCGGGGGCGGCGCCGUCGCCGGGGCUCGGCGAGGCGGCGGGGGAGCGCGCGCCGUUGACGGUGCGGAUGCGUCGGCCGACCGCGGGCGCGGGGUCGGCGCCCACGGCGCCCGCGGCUCGCGCGCCGCCGCCGCACGACGACCUGGACGCGCUCGUGAGCCAGUGGUUCGAGGAAGGGCGAGGGCGCGCGGGCGGCGCGGGCGGGUCGGGGAGCGGCGGCGGCGGCGGCGGCGGCGGCGGCGCCGACGCCGUCGUCGUCCUCGAGGACUCCCCGUAG
Micromonas pusilla CCMP1545 is the source of this 2541-nucleotide messenger RNA. RefSeq lists its product as uncharacterized. Gene Ontology annotation, molecular function: zinc ion binding. The transcript has 3 exons. The coding region runs from base 1 to 2541 and encodes 846 amino acids. The record is from RefSeq and is a predicted model, not a curated record. NCBI's taxonomy places the organism in Eukaryota, Viridiplantae, Chlorophyta, Mamiellophyceae, Mamiellales, Mamiellaceae.